CAUUUCACACCUACACCUGCCAACUUUGACCUCCAAAAGUCAAAACCAAAUACCACUUGAUCUCGCGAUUAGUAUUCAGCCACGAAGCCAACCGCCAUUAAUGGAUUCCUAAACCACUCCUAUAAUAACUUCAUGACUCUUUCUUCCUCUUCUUCAUUCUAUACUUAACAACAUACAAAGUUUACCAACCCUCUGAAAACCCUAUACGGACCCUAAUUCCACCAAUUUCUCCCUUUCUUUUAACAUUAACACGUUCAAUUUCAACACAGAUUCGUUAUCUCAACGCUCUAUGGAUGCAUCAAUGAGCUCUCAUGCUCUCUCUGGUCUCAAUUUCUCAAAAUCGAACACUGCUGACGUCACACGCGAUCGCUCUCUCCAUGCAUGUGAACUCCCACGUCAAUCGUCUUGGAGAUCCGGUACAACUGGAAGAACCUUCCAGAACUUGAAACUGGAUACAUCUGCUCAUAAUAGAAAUCUAGCUGCAAAAACCUUUUGCUCUGCAGAGGCAUGCAUUCAUCCUUUAAGUGCUAUUGAAUCUCCUUCACACGUCGAAGAGGAUAAAGUUGGAGUACUUCUUUUGAAUCUUGGAGGCCCAGAUACACUAAAUGAUGUUCAGCCCUUUCUCUAUAACCUAUUCGCAGACCCCGACAUCAUUCGUCUCCCAAGGUUGUUUAGGUUCCUACAACAACCAUUGGCGCGACUCAUUUCCACACUUAGGGCACCCAAAAGUAAAGAAGGGUAUGCUUCAAUUGGAGGUGGUUCACCUUUAAGAAAGAUAACAGAUGAACAAGCUGAUGCUCUUAAAAUGGCACUUGAAGCAAAGAAAGUGGCUGCUAAUGUCUAUGUUGCAAUGCGUUACUGGCACCCUUUCACUGAGGAAGCUGUUCAGCAGAUUAAGAGGGACAGGAUUAAGAAGCUCGUCGUGCUUCCUCUUUAUCCUCAGUAUUCUAUUUCUACAACUGGUUCAAGUGUUCGUGUUCUCCAAGACCUAUUUAGAGAGGAUAAGGUUUUGUCAAGACUCCCUGUUGCUAUUAUACAGUCAUGGUAUCAACGUGGAGGUUAUGUCAAUUCUAUGGCUGAUUUAAUCGAGAAAGAAUUGCAAAGUUUUGGUUCACCUGACGAGGUAAUGAUAUUCUUCAGUGCUCAUGGGGUACCAGUUAGUUAUGUUAGAGAUGCUGGGGAUCCAUAUAAAGAUCAGAUGGAGGACUGUAUUUACUUAAUCAUGCAAGAACUUAAAGCUAGAGGAAUCAAUAAUGACCACAAACUCGCUUAUCAGAGUCGAGUGGGGCCCGUUCAGUGGUUGAAACCUUACACGGAUGAAGUACUUGUUGAGCUUGGCAAAAAUGGUGUUAAGAGUCUCCUUGCGGUUCCUGUUAGCUUUGUGAGCGAGCAUAUAGAAACACUUGAAGAAAUAGAUAUGGAAUAUAAAGAGCUGGCCCUUGAAUCUGGCGUUGAAAACUGGGGUCGGGUCCCGGCUCUUGGUUGCACCUCUACGUUCAUAACCGAUUUGGCUGAUGCGGUUAUUGAAGCCUUGCCUUCUGCUGCAGCUAUGACAACGGACACAACCGUUAGCGAGGCCAGUAGUUUUAAACAAAAUCCAGCUGGGUUUGCUAUCAAGAUGCUUUUAGGUUCCUUCUUAGCAUUUAUAGCAUUGCUAGUAUUCCCUGCAUUCAAGAAUCAAAAUGUCUAGAGAGAGUUCCGCUGAAUUCACUUUUGAAGAUAAAGGGCCAAAUAAAGAGACGGUUACGGUAUACAUCGAGAACAGGAAUUUAGUUGCUUUUUACGGAUUGAGUUUUUGAUCGUUUUGCUUUUGUUUUUGGUUCUUUUUUGUGAAAACUGAGACCUGGUGAAGAAGUUUCAUCACAAAUAUGAUUUCCAAAUUUUUAUACAAGUUUAAUACGGGUUUAUUUAUAAUAUGCCAAUAUCUUAGGCCUGGCUUGCAUAAGCUUGGCUUGAUUUGAGCUGAUCGCUCUCAAGCUCUAAUGAUGAGCAAAUAGAUAAUGAUGAUAGUUUUUUUU
This is a messenger RNA of Helianthus annuus (common sunflower), 2018 nucleotides long. Its product is annotated as ferrochelatase-1, chloroplastic/mitochondrial. The transcript has 9 exons. The coding region runs from base 290 to 1690 and encodes 466 amino acids. NCBI's taxonomy places the organism in Eukaryota, Viridiplantae, Streptophyta, Magnoliopsida, Asterales, Asteraceae. Gene Ontology annotation, biological process: heme biosynthetic process. Gene Ontology annotation, molecular function: protoporphyrin ferrochelatase activity. The record is from RefSeq and is a predicted model, not a curated record.